Ostrinia nubilalis (European corn borer) is the source of this 754-nucleotide messenger RNA. RefSeq names its product protein cereblon-like. The record is from RefSeq and is a predicted model, not a curated record. Lineage: Eukaryota; Metazoa; Arthropoda; Insecta; Lepidoptera; Crambidae. The coding region runs from base 226 to 729 and encodes 167 amino acids. The transcript is spliced from 4 exons.
ACUUCAAAUCGACCAAAUCAAAAACACAGAUCAGCUGGCCGGCAGGAAUUUGUUUAAUUUAUUUAAUUGCCUACUGGGUCACUUGCAUAAUAAUUCUACAAAAUGAUUCAAAGCCUAUUUUAAUGUUAGUUUUAUUUCCCACAGCGACUUUUACUUAAAUAUUUUUGCAAUCAUAAUUAAUUGUUCACAAAAAGCCAACGCGACGUAAAGGAAUUACGUGAAGGAAUGUUUUUCCUGUUUAAUGUUGUGCUCUUUCUAAGCAUUUUUUCAGAAUAUUAUUCCUUCACCGACCAUUCGCCUGGAAAGAAUGGACAAGAACUACUCUUAUGUCGCAAAUGUGGCACGGAUAUCGCAGAUUCAUCAUAUUUAAUAAGCAUAUUAAGUCCGGGUGCAAUAAAGGUAGAGGAGCAUAAUUUAUUCGGAAGGGAAAAUGUAACGGUACAAACUCUAGUAAACCCUUUUGGUGUGAAAUUUGAAAUCAUCACUAUUGAAAAAUCAAGAUGCAAAGUUCUUGGAUCUCCACAAGGUGCUGACUCCUGGUUUCCUGGAUAUACAUGGCGUUUAUGUGCUUGUUCUUGUGGGAAGCACCUGGGGUGGGUUUUCGAGUCUUCAGAUGAAAGUAAUGUCCACAAAGAGAAUCAAUCAUUUCAUGGAUUGAUAUUAAACAAUAUCCUUAGUGAGAAUUUUACUGAUUCUCUCAUAAUGUUGCCGAAUAUUUAUAAGAUGUGAUGCAUAUUAAAGUUAUUUAUUUGGA